GUGGUUGUUGGUAGUUGUCAGCUGGAGAACGUUCGCGUACGUUCUGUCUUUCAGCGAGUUUAUAGUGCGAUUUGCAAAUCGACGUUUUCUAAUAAACAAUAUUUUAUAAGUUUUAUCAAUUUAAAGCCAUGAAUAGGAAUCCAGAAUGAAUGCAGAAAAGGCCAACUUCGUGUUGGCUCGAAUUAUAGCUUCGCAGGCAGGGAAGUCCAAGGACGGAGUAAUAUUUCUGAAGGAUACUAAGCCAUACUCCUGUGGAAAGGAUAAGGACAAUGACAUUCGUUGUAAUGGCGCGAAUGUUGCUGGGAAGCAUUGUAUUUUCUUCCACUACCCUAACGAAGUUUUUAUUAAAGAUUUAAGUGACAGUGAAAAAGGCGUAUACGUCAAUGGGAAACACCUAAAACCACAUAGACUUAUUAAGUUACAAGAAAAUGACCUCAUAGGAAUAGGAACAUGUAGGAAAACCUCGAAUGAUUCAGGCAAAUUUAUUUAUCGUCUACAAAAGCAGGCGGCCGUCGAUGUUAUUGACGACAGUCUGUUUCCAGAAGUUCGAAAACGAAGUUUAGAAUCUAAUGGAGAUCAUCAACCUUCUAAGAUUUUAAAAAACUCUGAUUACAUAGAAAUAUCGCCAACAAAUGUUUCCGUGGCUGAGGGCUUUGGAUCAACAUCGUUUACAUACAAUAUAGGCAACUGUUUUCCUCAAUCAAGUUUCAGUGGACGCACAACAGGAGUGCAAUCAAUUCCUUCUGUUCCUGCGAAAUCAGUAUUAAGUGAGGAAAACCUAUCUACAAAUUACGAUAACCAUGAAAAGUCUCUAAUGCCUCCGCAAAGUCCUCCUAUUUGCGAGUUUUCGGGAAGUGACACUGAUACAAAUAGUACUAUAAUUUUGAAUAAUAGUGGCAUACUUAGUGAAGAUGAAGAGGACACUUAUGAAAUUGAAGAGCUAAAUAGGAAUAAGAUUGCAGUCAAAAAAGAAACAGAUUUGAUCCAUAAUGUAGUAAUCCUUCUUGAUAAUGACAGUGAUGCAACGAAACUUUCUGAAGAAGGAAAUCGAUUGGAUGAAAUCAACUAUGAAGACGAUACUACUUUUGGCAGUGACACUGAGGAAAUUCCUUAUCGCAAUGUCAAACCUCUUCCUGUCGUUUUAGAUUUAGAUGAUGCGACUGACAUUGAAGAAGAACUUCCAAUGGAUAAAUCUGAGAAGAUUGAUGAACCGGUGGUAAUAAAUAUUAACGUAGAUACACGUGAAGUUGCUAAUAAUAGGGCUGAUAAUCCUGAGGGUAAACUAGAAACCAGGAUCCCGGAAUUGAUCGAACUUGAUUCAGAAGAUUCCAGCUUAGAAAACGGUUUUUCGAAUUCAUUAAUCAAAUCUAAAAUAAAAGGAGAGGAAGGCUUUGAUUCGGAAGGUUCAACUGAUAUUGAAGAGGAACUUCCGCUGGUUGAAUCCGAAACAGCGUUUGUUAUCGAUUUUUUAGAUUCCAAUGAAAAUUUUACAACUUCAAAGGGAGAUUUGAUUAAAAGUUCUAAAGUUCCUUUUGUUGUUCCAAGGGAAUUUGUCAAAAAUAAUACAAAAAUAGAUUUGAAUCUGUGCAGGAGUCAAUCUGAUGCAAAAAAUUUUAUUAGUAAAAGUAUUAGCAGCAUUGACCAGUCUUCAGUCGAAGAUUCGAGAGCAUUAGUAAAAGAAAAGGUAACAGUACAAGAAGCGAAACUGGUUGUAGAUAGGUUUAAUACAGAACCAUCGAAAUCUAUUAUCAAAUGCGGUUAUAAUAAUAUAAUUGAAUCUAAAGAAACUGCUACUCCAAUACCAGAUGAGAAAGUGUCCACGUCGGAAACAGAAUGUGAUAAACUCAUAUCUCAAAUCCUGGAAUGGAAUGCUGUUGAUUUUCAGAUUCGUACAACUGGAAAGAAGUGUCCAAUUCUAAAAAGCUAUAAGAGUUAUGAGCAAUAUUAUGAAGUACUAAAGUCCCAUUUAAUAUUUGAGAUUGCAUAUAAGGUAAAGAAGAAUCUAGUAUCUGGCGAUAAACAUUCUAUAUUAAAAUGUGACGUUGUAAAAAAUUCAGCUUCAAAAAUUAUAAUAGAUGGAACUAAUUCUUGUAUGUUAGCUUUCUAUGUGUACAUAAGAGUUGACCACCCAGCCACUCGUAAAGUGCCUGCAAUCGGAGAUCUCGUGCGCCUUGAAAUAUCAUGUGAUUAUCAUAAAUACGCAAUUCUUGGUUACGUUAAAAAUGUAACUACUAUUAACCCAGACAGUAAUUGCAUUCAAGUAAUCUGUGCAAUCAUGACAAAGUUUCUGGACUUAAAUAUCUACAUGAGUACAGUUUCGGGGCUUCAUGUGGUAACUGGAUUACUUGCUCCACUAAAUAUGAUGCAGGCAUUGACAGAUAUUAAAUCAUCACGACUCUUGCCUCUGAUUUUAAAUCCAGGAAAAGAAAAUUAUCCAGCUCGUGACCCUUUAGAAGAAAUAAAGCUGUCGCCAUCCGCUUGCUUAAAGCUGUAUCACGUUUCAACUGAUCAGGCUUAUGCCGUUAUGGAAAUUUCUAAAGUGAUUGAACGCCAAGAACCAAAAAUCUGUAUACUUGAGGGACCGCCAGGUACAGGAAAAACAACAGUAUUGAUUGACGCUAUUUCUAAUGUCUUGCUCAAUAAAGAAGAAAAUUCGUUGAAGCCCAAAAUACUGGUAUGUGCUAAGUCCAGAAUGGAAGUUGACGAAAUUGUGUUUAGACUGGCUUUUGCGAAGAAAAAAUUACAGCAAGGUAAAGAUAUUAAGUUGGUUCGUAUUGGAGAUCCAGAAACGGCGAGUCCAGAAGUUAAACAAUUUACAUCUGAAGUAUUAGCUAAGCGACAUGUCGAUCUGGGUAUAAAAGAAUUCUUAUUAGCAGAGGAAGUCGCAUUAUCGCGGAACAAAGAAGAGUACCGAGAACAACUAAAUUCACUCUAUUCCGAUUCUAAAGAAUUAGAAAUUCCCUGCGAUGCAAUAAGAUCUCAUAUUCGCGAAACAUGCUUUGAAAUUCUAGCGAGUCGCAUAAAUGUACGUAAAAUUUCUGAGGAAGAAGUCUCAAAACUCAUGGUGUUCGCCGAAAACAUGAUUCUAUCAGAAGCAAACGUAAUUGUCUGUACACUUUCCAUGCGCCUCGCAAAUAAAUUGGAUGUCGUUUAUGGGAAAACGGGAAAAAUUUCAGUGUGUAUAAUUGACGAAGCAACUCAAAUUUCGGAAAUUGAAAUAUUAAAACCUCUCACGUAUGGUGUAAAUACUUUAGUUUUAUUGGGCGAUCCAUUCAGAAGUUUAAUAGUUGGAAAGUCUUAUAUUAAAUCAAAGAAACCAAAGAAAAUAGAUAACGCAUUAUUUUCGCGAAUUAAAGCGAAUUACGAAGUAUUGGAAAAUACCCCCACAUUCUCAUUGGACCGUCAGUACCGAAUUAAUCCGAAUGUGGUCUUUUGGCUAAAUAAACUUGUCUACAAGGAAUAUAUGAAAUCUGGUUUCCCAGCUAUGAAUUAUCCACUAUUAUCUUACAAAGUUUUAAACUUAUUUCCUUAUUGUAUUCGGCACGAUGAGCCAUUAUUUGUGUCGACUUUGAUUUCCUGUAUCGUCCAGUUUGCAAAAAUCGACCGAAUUAUCAAGCCUAUGAGGAUUGGAGUAAUUCUGCCAAUAACUACGUUUAAAUCUGAAAUGAUUUCCAAGAUUAAUACAAGUUUAUCGACAAUAUUGGUUGAAAAACGUGAUAUGUUCAAAAUCGAUGUCGACACUCUUUCUGCCUUUAAGAACCAGGAGAGGGAUGUGAUAAUAAUAUCGUGCUCUAAAAUAACUGAAGACGUGGAAGAUCCUGUAGGAGAUGAAUGGUUAUAUUCAGCGAUGACCAGAGUCAAACACAGCUUGAUAUUAUAUGGCACGUUUAGGAAGAAUAUGAAGCCAAGUCUCUUAUCAUCAGUAGUUAGAAGUGCAGUGCCUAAGAACUCUUAUUUUAACAUCAUUGACCCUGCAAGUCCUUCGGAAUUAAAAAAUUAUGUAAUAAGAAAACGUGUUUCAUGAAAUACGGUGCUCUAUGCGGUAAUAUUUUCAUGUAUAAAAACUAUUUUUUACCUCGAAAAUAGUAUAGAAAUAAAUUUUUAAUGUCUGUUAUUAAAAUAUAAGAUUAUUAGCCAAGAAGCAAAUUCCUCUUAUGAUGAAAAGUCAGAAUUACAGUGGUCUAGGAAC
Molecule: messenger RNA, 4189 nt
Organism: Belonocnema kinseyi
Lineage: Eukaryota; Metazoa; Arthropoda; Insecta; Hymenoptera; Cynipidae
Product: probable helicase senataxin
Exons: 18
Coding region: 146-4024 (1292 amino acids)
Biological process (GO): termination of RNA polymerase II transcription
Cellular component (GO): nuclear body
Molecular function (GO): protein binding; helicase activity; transcription termination site sequence-specific DNA binding
Source: RefSeq, a predicted model, not a curated record